GUGAUCUGGUCAUCAUCGUUCUCCCGGUCCCCGUCAUCAGCAAUCUACAGCUCCCCUUGAAGUCCAAGGUUGCUCUGUGUGGGAUAUUUGCUGUAGGAAUAUUGUAAGUUCCCCCUACCAUAGCUAAAAUAGCAUGUGCAUUUCCUCCUAGAAAUCAGCACAGUUAAAUUUCUAACCCAAACCUAGCGUCUGUAUUACCUCCAUUCUCCGCAUCACAACCCUAGACAUCGCAACCUCCCACCUCGACAUAACCUGGAACAGCAUCGGCUCCUCGAUGUGGACAAUCAUUGAAUCAAACAUCGGUAUCAUCUGCGCCUGUCUCCCUGCCCUGCACCGCCCCCUGGUCUUCACCUUUCCUCGCCUGUUCGGUAAACUCCAGCGGAGUUGGGCGUACGGGGGUUCGAAUCGGUCGCGAGAGGGCAGAGGGAAACCCGUUGUCGCCGACUCAGUACCCAAGAAGAUGGCUGGAUGGAGUGUGCUUGAUGAGUCGGCGACUACCUCCGAGGAAGGGGGGACAACUCUGAGUCAAUCUCAGGAACAGGAAAAGGGGCAAAUAGAAUUAUCUCAGAUGAAGAGCGAGAUCCGGAAGACAACGCAAGUUGUCGUUCAGGUUGAGGGAAGGGGAGAAGGAGAUAUUGAGAUGGGUGGGGCUGAGCGUCAUAGGCGUAAUGUGGGGGAUAUGAGUUAAUGAUUGGUGUGAUAGUCGUUGGAGUAACGAAGUAACAAGUCAAAUCUUAAGGAAGCGUUACGUGUUGAUAAGCUCAAAUGCGCGCAUAAUUUCA
This is a messenger RNA of Aspergillus alliaceus, 782 nucleotides long. RefSeq lists its product as uncharacterized. The record is from RefSeq and is a predicted model, not a curated record. The transcript has a single exon. NCBI's taxonomy places the organism in Eukaryota, Fungi, Ascomycota, Eurotiomycetes, Eurotiales, Aspergillaceae. Bases 275 to 688 code for a protein of 137 amino acids.